Molecule: messenger RNA, 1282 nt
Organism: Lathyrus oleraceus (garden pea)
Lineage: Eukaryota; Viridiplantae; Streptophyta; Magnoliopsida; Fabales; Fabaceae
Product: syntaxin-121
Exons: 2
Coding region: 133-1032 (299 amino acids)
Biological process (GO): intracellular protein transport; vesicle fusion; exocytosis
Cellular component (GO): endomembrane system; SNARE complex; plasma membrane
Molecular function (GO): SNARE binding; SNAP receptor activity
Source: RefSeq, a predicted model, not a curated record
AAAAAAAAGUAAUAUCCGAAAUUGCAACUUUUUAAGGAAAAACCAGCCAAACAGAGCCUAUAAAACGCAAGAGUCCGCGUUCAACUUUCAUCAUUCAUCACUUCGUCUAAUCAAAACGCGAACCAGAAAACUAUGAACGACUUACUCUCCGUCCAAAACGACGACAGCAACAGCCACCACCACGUCAUCCAGAUGGGGGAAACCUCCACCACCACCACGGCAAAGACACUCGGGAAAUUCUUCGAAGAAGUGGAGUCAGUGAAGGAAGAAUUGAAAGACUUGGAGAAACUCCACGUAAGUCUCCGAAACUCGCACGGAAAGAGCAAAAGCCUUCACAGCGCCACCGCGGUGAAAGAGCUUCGUUCUCGAAUGGACUCCGACGUUACUCUGUCUCUCAAGAAAGCUAAAGUGGUUAAGGCUCGCUUGGAGUUGCUUGACCGGUCCAACGAAGCGAGCCGGUCGUUGCCUGAUUGUGGACCCGGUUCGUCUUCUGAUCGAACCCGGUUGGCGGUGGUUAGUGGUUUGAGGAAGAAUUUGAAAGAUUCGAUGGAGAGUUUUAAUGCACUUAGGGAGCAGAUAUCAUCGGAGUACAGAGCGACGGUGCAGCGGAGAUACUUUACCAUCACCGGAGAGAAACCUGAUGACAAAACUGUCGAUCUCCUCAUCUCUACCGGUGAAAGCGAAACGUUUCUACAAAAAGCCAUUCAAGAACAAGGAAGAGCAACAGUGAUAGAGACAAUACAAGAGAUCGAGGAGAGACAUGGUGCUGUGAAAGAGAUAGAGAGAAACCUAAAUGCGCUACAUCAAGUGUUCUUAGACAUGUCAGUAAUGGUGGAAGCUCAAGGUGAAGAAUUGAAUGACAUUGAAAGCCAAAUGAUGCGAGCAAAUUCGUACGUUAGGAAAGGUGUACAACAAAUACAUGUUGCUAGGAAGCAUCAAAAGAAUAGCCGUAAAUGGAUAUGUUUUGCCAUUUUAGUCCUUCUCAUUAUCGCUUUGGUUAUAAUUCUUCCUAUUGUUUUAAAAAAUAAUUAAAUGAGAUUAAUUAAUUCUCAAUUGGUGGCUCAAAACUUGACAGUCAAGUCAAAGAAAAUGUAUAAAAAAUGACUUUCAUAUUCAUUAAUAUUAUUUUUUUUUAGUAGUUUUAUAUUGGUCAUGUGUUGUGCUUUUUUAUUUUUCUUGCUACUGUUUUGAUUGAUGUAUAUUUGAAUACUUUUUCAUAUGAAAAGUUGUUCAAAGAUUUUAGAUGAUUAGUUUCUAGAACUAGUUGACAGGAUUUUAAUUA